AUGCCAACUGUCUCCACUGUCAAUCUCACGGCACCACUCCUCCUCCUCUUGCUAUGGGCAACCCACUCCACCAUGGCAACCAACUGGCUCUCCCUGGCGAGGCUGCCUCGUUCCAGGGCCGUGUCCGGUGCUGCCCCAUGUGCACGGCUGAGGGGGCUGACCCCAGGGCAGGUGGGGGUGUGCAGGGCACGAGGGGAGGUCAUGGAGUCCGUACGCAAGGCAGCCGAGAUGGUCAUAGAAGAGUGCCAGCACCAGUUCAGGAAUCGCCGCUGGAACUGUUCCACCACCCCACGUGGGAUCAAUGUAUUUGGCAGAGUCAUGAACCAAGGGACUCGUGAGGCGGCUUUUGUGCACGCUUUGUCCUCAGCAGCCGUGGCAGUGGCUGUGACCCGAGCCUGCACCCGCGGGGAGCUGGAGAGGUGUGGCUGUGACAGGAAGGUCAGGGGGGUCAGCCCCGAGGGCUUUCAGUGGUCAGGGUGCAGUGACAAUCUGUCCUAUGGUGUGGCUUUCUCCCAAACUUUUGUGGACGAACCGGAACGAGCCAAGGGGCUGUCAGCGGGGCGACCACUCAUGAACCUCCACAACAACGAGGCCGGCCGAAAGGCCAUCCUUCACAACAUGCAGGUGGAGUGUAAGUGUCACGGUGUCUCCGGCUCCUGCGAGCUAAGGACAUGCUGGAAGGUUAUGCCUCCAUUCAGGCGCGUUGGCGUGGUGCUCAAAGAGCGCUUUGAUGGAGCCACAGAGGUCCGCCUGACUCGUAUAGGAUCCAGGACAGCCUUGCUCCCCCGUGACCCCCAGGUCAAACCCCCUGCUGCCAGAGACCUUGUGUACCUUGCGCCCUCCCCAGAUUUCUGCCAUCUCGACCCUGACAACGGUAUCCCCGGGACUGCUGGUAGGAGAUGUAACGGGACCUCUCGGCUAGCACCCGAUGGCUGUGAGCUGGUGUGCUGCGGGCCGGGAUACAGAGCGGGCCGGGCUGAGGUGGUGCAGCGCUGCUCCUGCAAGUUUUCUUGGUGCUGCUCAGUCCGCUGCCAGCAGUGCAAGAACACAGUCACCAUCCACACCUGCAGAGUCUAGAGGAGCCGCAAACAAAACCAAACCGACCGAACAGAAAGACACGA
This is a messenger RNA of Plectropomus leopardus (leopard coralgrouper), 1121 nucleotides long. NCBI's taxonomy places the organism in Eukaryota, Metazoa, Chordata, Actinopteri, Perciformes, Serranidae. The record is from RefSeq and is a predicted model, not a curated record.